Molecule: messenger RNA, 5612 nt
Organism: Fragaria vesca subsp. vesca
Lineage: Eukaryota; Viridiplantae; Streptophyta; Magnoliopsida; Rosales; Rosaceae
Exons: 5
Coding region: 287-5308 (1673 amino acids)
Biological process (GO): regulation of transcription by RNA polymerase II
Cellular component (GO): piccolo histone acetyltransferase complex
Source: RefSeq, a predicted model, not a curated record
ACCGAAAAAGAAAACCCUAGCUCUCUCUCUGGUCCGUCCCUUCCGGUGAAACGCAGAAGAAAUCUUCAAAAUUUCCUGAAAUUCAAAUCCGAAAUGGUGAAAUUGACUUAGGGUUUCGCCUCAGGAGCCCCGAUUCGAGUCCCAAUCCAUGCUUUCGCUUCGUGAUCUUCACCGCUCUUCCAGAAACCGAUGACUCAGGCACGUUGCGGUUCAGAUCUGAAAAAUGUGUGGGAGAAUGUGAAGCUUGGGGUGUAUUGGUUUGGGUGUUGAGAUUGAGGAAUUGUUGAUGGAAAAUAGAGUAGAGAUUUCACAUGGCACUGAAAUUCCCAGGAGAUCGAGAUCUUUGGAUGUUAAGAGUUUGUAUAGGUCCAGGAGUACAAAGGAGGCUGAGAAUCAGAGUUUGAAGAGGAAUGGGAGUGAGGGGGAUGGGGAUGGGGAGAAGAAGAAGAAGAGUAGGAAGGAGGUGUCCCUCAGUAGUCUCAAGAAUGUUAAUAGUAGUAGUAGUAGUAGCUGGAAGAAUAUAGAUAAAGAGUAUGAUAGAGGGUUGGAGUCUGGUUCGCAUGAUCCGGAGGCAUCGAAUUCGGGGUCGAGUCAGAAAUUGGAUAGCGGUAGUAGGUUAAACAGCGUGUCACAGCUUAGUUUGGAUAAUAGUGGCAUUCAAAUCCCGAGGCGGAAGAGGGGAUUUGUGGGGAGGAAAAAGUUUGAGGGUGGUCAGGCGUUGAAGCUGUCGGAUGAGUCUGCCGGUAAAGCAAGUAUUGCUGAUCAGAAUCAUCAGGUAGCUAAGUUAAGUGGUGAGGAGUUGGAUAGUCAGGCUGAGGGUUGGAAGGCUGAAAGGAACAAAGGUUUGGAUGAAUGCAAAGAAAAUCUAAAUAGUGAGUUGAAUGGAGCUCUUCAUGCAAAGAAAGAAAAUGCUCUUGAGAGUCGGUCAGUCGUAAGCAAUGGUAAUUCAUCUUUGAAAAAGUCCCGGAGGAAAAGUCGGAAAAGCAAGGACCUGUCAUCUGAUAGCAGAACUGAUGCAAAGAAGGCUGAGCCUUUGGUAAAUAGUUCUACUAAAGCUUGCCAGGCUUCACAUGAAGACGAGGAGGAGAAUCUUGAAGAGAAUGCAGCAAUGAUGCUUUCAUCAAGGUUUGAUCCAAGCUGUACUGGGUUUUCAUUGAAUGCCAAGGCUUGUGCGAUGCAAUCUUCAAACGGAUUGUCUGGUCAGGAUUUUGAUGGUCAUAUGUCGAAGUCAUUGUCUGGAUCCGAAUCUCCGUCUAUUGAUAAUGCCGGUAGAACACUUAGGCCCAGGCCUAGGAAGCAUCACAAAGAAAAGAAAGGUACGAGGAAAAGACGCCACUUCUAUGAAAUCUUCUUUGGGGACUUGGAUGCUUGUUGGGUAGUGAACCGUAGGAUCAAGGUCUUCUGGCCUUUGGACCAAAGUUGGUACUAUGGCCUUGUGAAUGAUUAUGACAAGGACAAAAAACUUCACCAUAUUAGAUACGAUGACCGUGAAGAAGAAUGGAUUGAUCUUCAACACGAGAGGUUCAAGCUCUUGCUACUUCCUACUGAAGUUCCUGGUAAGGCAAAGAAAAGAUCAUUCAUACGGAUUACAGGUUCUGAAGAGAGGGAAGAAAACUUGAAACCCAGAAAAGAAAAGAAAAAAAGAGACUUGAUGUCAGAGGAUGAUAGCUGUAUAGGCAGCUGUAUGGAUUCUGAACCUAUUAUUUCCUGGCUGGCGAGAUCAACCCGUCGGAUCAAGUCUCCUUCUCAUGCUGUGAAGAAGCAAAAAACAUCUGGUCUAUCUCCAAAGUCCCUGCCAACCUUGUCUGACAGUGCUGGUACUCAUGGGUGUUUGGGUGAUGUUUCCUCUAGAAGGGAUACAAGUAAAUCAUCUAGUAAUUCUGGCAGAUAUUCUGAUGCUUUGAGGGAAGAGAAGCGUGCUCCAGAGGGAGACAUUUACCCGGAAGAUAGCAGAAUGCCUAUUGUUUAUUAUCGGAAGCGAUUGCGCAAGACUGGCUCUGUAUUGUCUCAAAUAUACAAGGAUGAGCAUGCUUCCAUGUAUGGACAUCGUUGCUGUACUUCUGUUACUCCUGUUGAGGAGAUUUGGGACUUGGAAGAGCCAGAUGAUCAUGUUGUUAUAUUGGAUCGCAGUUGGCCAUUGUGGUAUAGUGAUGGUGCAGGGUUGCUAAAGUUAACACUUCCUUGGGUAGAAUCAGGAAAAGUUAUAUUUAAAUGCCUUCAACUGCAUUCACUAAUUAAUGAUUCCCUUGGAGUAGAGUUGUUACGGUUCUGUCAUGCUGCAAUGCUGCUUCGGCAUGGUAUUGUGGUGAUCACAUGGCCAAAGAUUCAUCUGGAGAUGCUUUUUGUUGAUAAUGUAGUUGGACUGAGGUUUCUUUUGUUUGAGGGUUGCUUGAAGCAGGCAGUAGUCUUGGUUUUUCUAAUCCUGACAUUAUUUCAUCAACCUAAUGAUCAAGGGAAGCUAACUGAUUUCCAGUUACCAGCAACUUCAAUCAGGUUCAAAUUCUCUUGUGUUCAGCAUCUUGGAAAGGAACUUGUGUUUGCAUUCUAUAACUUCUGUCGAGUUAAGAAUUCAAAGUGGAUGCACCUAGACAAUAAACUCGGGAGGCAUUGUUUACUCACCAAGAAACUGCCUCUUUCUGAAUGCACCUAUGAUAAUAUCAUGGCACUUCAAAAUGGAAUAAAUCAGUCACCUUGUAUCACUCUUUAUGGGCAACCCUCCUCUGUCAAGGCAAAUGUUCUUCUAGAUAGACAUGAAAAUGCUAUAUGUUCCUCUUCAAUGCUGUAUGGUGAAAAUAUUUACUUCUGUGAUUUUGUCUCCAACCAGGCUACACAGAAGAGGUCCAGGCAGGGGAUUAACUUCAUGGGAGGUUCCCGAGAAGUUGGUUUUGUAAAUAUCAGCCAUUCUGCUACUCAUUCUGAUGAGAUCCACAGAAAGCUUCCUCCAUUUGCUCUAUCUUUUACAGCUGCACCUACUUUCUUCAUUAAUUUGCAUCUUAAGUUGCUUAUGGAACACAGGGUUGCUAAUAUCUGCUUUCAAGACCGUGAUUCAGAAAUUACUCCUGAGAACAAUUUGAAGGCUUCAGAAAAUGUGGCUACCUCUGGUGGACCCUGUACUAAACUGGUAACAGAAGCAUCUCUUUCUAUUUGCAGUCACCGAGGUCGGAUAAAGUCAUCUCAGCUUUACCAAAAUUGUGUUGUUAAUGUUGCUGGAGCGUCUUCUAGGACUUCCGCUGGCAGAGAUAAAGCUGAUACUAGUUCCCGUUCUAUUGUGAACGGGCUUACUGUUGAAAUUCCACCUUUUGACCAAUCUGAGAAGUUUGUGGAGAGGGAGAUACAGAGUGCUGAACAGCCUACUGAUUUUUCAUUGAAUAUGAAUGGUAGCAUUAUCCCCAGUCCCAGCCCCACUGCUCCCAGAAGCACAGGGCAACGAAAUAGGAAUAGCAUGUCAUCAUUUGGAAACCUCUCACAUUGUUGGUCAGAUGGAAAGGCUGACAUUUUCCAUAAUGGUUUUGGCAAUGGACCGAAGAAACCCCGAACUCAAGUCUCAUACACAUUGCCUUGUGGAGGUUCUGAUGGUAGCUCCAAGCAAAGAAACGUUCACAAAGGGCUUCCUAAUAAACGAAUUAGAAGGGCCAGUGAGAAGAGGUCGUUAGACACUUCCAGAGGUUCGCAAAGGAACUUGGAGCUGCUAACCUGCGAGGCAAAUGUAUUAAUUACUGCAAGUGACAGAGGGUGGAGAGAAAAUGGGGCACGUGUAGCAUUAGAACAAUUUGAUAAUAGUGAGUGGAAGCUUGCUGUUAAACUUUCAGGAACUACCAAGUAUUUAUACAAAGCUCAUCAAUUUUUGCAGCCUGGGUCAACAAACCGCUAUACUCAUGUUAUGAUGUGGAAAGGAGGAAAGGAUUGGUUCUUGGAGUUUCCAGAUAGAAGCCAGUGGGCCCUUUUCAAGGAGAUGCAUGAAGAGUGUUACAAUCGGAACCUUCGGUCAUCAGUUAAAAACAUUCCUAUUCCUGGGGUUCGCUUAGUAGAAGAUAUUGAUGAUAAUGGAAUAGAAAUAGCAUUUCUUCGCAGUUCUACCAAGUACUUCCAGCAAAUGAAAACAGAUGUUGAGAUGGCUUUAGAUCCAUCUCGUAUCUUGUAUGACAUGGAUAGUGAUGAUGAGCGAUGGAUUUUGAAGUUUCGAAAUUCUUCAGAAAUGGACAAGAGUAGCUCAACAGAGAUUGGCGAGGAGAUGUUUGAGAAGACAAUGGACAUGUUUGAGAAGGCUGCAUAUGUUCAGCAAUGUGAUCAGUUCACAUCUGAAGAAAUAGAAGAGUUCAUGACUGGUCUUGGGCCCAUGGAUUUGCUUAAAACCAUAUAUGAGCAUUGGCGUCAGAAACGGCUGAGAAAGGGAAUGCCUUUAAUCCGACAUCUCCAGCCACCUUCAUGGGAAAUAUAUCAGAAACAAGUGAGGGAGUGGGAGCAAGUUAUGACAAAGAUGAAUACCACACUUGCAAAUGGAAGCCGUGAGAAGGCUGCACCAGUUGAGAAGCCACCGAUGUAUGCUUUUUGUCUGAAACCGCGGGGCCUGGAAGUUCCCAAUAAGGGAUCAAAGCAACGGUCACAGAAGAAAUAUUCUAUUUCUGCACAUACCAAUGCGGUGUUAGGAGAUCAGGAUGGUUUCCAUUCUAUUGGAAGGAGAUCAAGUGGGUUUGCAUUCGGUGAUGAAAAAUUUGCAUAUUCAGGCCAUAACUAUGAAUCUUUAGAUGACUCUCCAUUGUCUCAGUCGUCACCCAGGGUUUUUUCACCAAGGGAUGUGGCUAACCUAAUGAGCAAUGAUGCUUAUGAGAGGAAUCAUUUACACAGAAUUGACAGAAGCAAGUCAAAGAAAUAUCGGACGAUAGCAUCCCCUGUCGACCCCCAGAUCGUGUCUCCAUACAGUUUGUCUCCAUACAGUCAUAGAGUGGUACGAAACAGAAAUGGAGUUCAUAGAGGGAAUUUUGGUAUCCCCGAAUGGUCAAGCCAGUCAUAUUAUCAACCAGAUGUUGCUCAGAGGCUCGUAAAUGCUCAGGGCGUUGAUCAUGACGAGUUUAGGUUUCGUGAGGCAUCCAGUGCUGCUCAGUAUGCACAUAAAAUAGCCAAGCGUAAGAGAGAAAAUGCUCGCAGAUUGUUUUACAGAGCAGAUCUAGCAAUGCACAAGGCUGUGGUUGCUCUCAUGACUGCGGAAGCAAUCAAAGCUUCUUCAGACGACUAUGACUAUGAUUACGAUUCUGAGUCUGACUCCUUCUCUGUCUCUGACUCUGAGACAGAUUCAGACAGUGAAGAGUAGAGCAUCAAAUCUAGAUGUGAGAUGGCAGAAAGGAAAUUGGCCCAUCCCUUUCAGCUCGUCGUUGUGCAGCCGAAUAUACUUGGGACAAUGUUUUUGUCAGUAGUGGUGGAUUUUUGCAUUUGUUCACAGAUACCGUAGAAAAAUUCUAACAUGAGAGCAGUGAACAGUAUGUGCGGGGAAGCAGACGCUGCUCCGACAAAGCUCCAGACUUCCUGAUUCUUCUACUUUGCGAGAUUUUUUGUUUCCAGUUUGAGGUCUACUCAACUCAGUGCAAUUGUUGUACUGGUGCAGCAGAGGGUUAGGG